Macrosiphum euphorbiae (potato aphid) is the source of this 387-nucleotide messenger RNA. The record is from the annotation of a GenBank genome assembly. NCBI's taxonomy places the organism in Eukaryota, Metazoa, Arthropoda, Insecta, Hemiptera, Aphididae.
AUGACAUUACCUGUGGACAUCGAAGAAUUUUUAGAGCACCAUAUAUCGUCACUACAAGGAGCAUCACUUAUUCGAUCGACAAGUUACAAUAGCCAAUCAACAGCUGUGUCACCAAUUCAAGAAAUCCAAGAAAAUAAUCAAACAGAAGUUAUUGAAAGUGAAGAUGCUAUUAUCGUAACUCCUCAAAAUAUAUUACAACUUAUUGACGGUUGUCCACUGUGUGAGACGGGUAAUUUGCCAGUGGAAAAUGGGGCUCAUAAAUGCGUAAUAUGUGGUACACCAGUACACGCACUUCCUUCUUGUUCAAGUCAUGAAUUGGGAAAAGAAGAUAGGAGAAUAUGUAGAAAAUGCUUCACAAAAACCACAAAUACUAAUUGGAAAGACUAA